Molecule: messenger RNA, 910 nt
Organism: Raphanus sativus (radish)
Lineage: Eukaryota; Viridiplantae; Streptophyta; Magnoliopsida; Brassicales; Brassicaceae
Product: ferredoxin, root R-B2
Exons: 2
Coding region: 230-706 (158 amino acids)
Biological process (GO): electron transport chain
Cellular component (GO): plastid
Molecular function (GO): 2 iron, 2 sulfur cluster binding; electron transfer activity
Source: RefSeq, a predicted model, not a curated record
CAAUUCGAAAUAAUUGAAAAAAGAAAAAGUUAGUAGGUGUAAAAAAAAAUAAUUAGCCGACGAAGGUGGGAAGCAAGUUGGGCCGUCACGCCCUUCCAAAAGCCACACUCCUCCCCCUCUUUUUUUAUAAAUCAUUCUCUCUCCCCUCAACUAAACCACCAAACACCUCUCGUAGUCUCCGCCUUCUCCCACCCUUCCUUUUUUGUUCUCGACACAGGUGCAUAAACAAAUGGCGACUUUUCGAAUCUCUUCGACUAGCAUGACCACCACCAAGGCCGUUCUCAGAAGCCAGCCGACGAACAAGCUCAUCGCUAACAAGAGCCAGCAAGUCUCCGUCGGAUCGGUCAAGAAAGUCACGACAUCCUUUGGCUUGAAAUGCUCAGCCAAUUCAGGAGGUGCAACCAUGAUGUCAGCGGUAUACAAGGUGAAGCUCAUAGGACCAGAAGGGGAAGAGAACGAGUUCGAGGUUCAGGACGACCAGUUCAUAUUGGACGCAGCGGAAGAGGCGGGAGUUGACUUGCCUUACUCUUGCAGAGCCGGUGCGUGUUCCACCUGCGCCGGUCAGAUCGUGAAAGGCCAAGUUGAUCAGUCCGAGGGUUCGUUUCUCGAGGAUGAUCACUUUGAGAAAGGUUUUGUCUUGACUUGUGUGGCUUACCCGCAGUCGGACUGUGUGAUCCAUACCCACAAGGAAACUGAACUCUUCUAAAAGACCCGUUCUCGUUUGGUGGUAGUGUGAUGCAAAAUUGUUAUUUGAGGUAUUGUUAUUAUUAUUAUCAGUUUCCUUUCUACGAAAUUGUGUGUGUUUAAAAGAUAAUGCUUUUUGUAUGAACACGUCUCAGAUAUGCCUUUUUAGCUUUCAUCAAUCGUCACCGGGUUACAACUGGUUAAUAAAGUGGUUAAAUGUCAUUCA